Molecule: messenger RNA, 240 nt
Organism: Botrytis fragariae
Lineage: Eukaryota; Fungi; Ascomycota; Leotiomycetes; Helotiales; Sclerotiniaceae
Exons: 1
Coding region: 1-240 (79 amino acids)
Source: RefSeq, a predicted model, not a curated record
AUGACACCCAGAUCGACAUCAACAUCAACAUCUACAUUCACCACCACAUCCAAUACUGCAUCCCUCCGCACCUCCUCUCAGCUCAAGCCCAAAACGAAUACUGCGAUCAACGGCGAGGAAGAUGCCGACACAUAUAGCGACGGAGAAGGAGAAGCAGAACUCGGUCUCGCAGUAGCAAUGAGUAUCACGUCUGUUCGCGCCCGGCUUGUGUAUAUUGGAUGUAGGGGAUGGGAUGCUUGA